Messenger RNA from Erythranthe guttata (spotted monkey flower), 2157 nucleotides. The record is from RefSeq and is a predicted model, not a curated record. Lineage: Eukaryota; Viridiplantae; Streptophyta; Magnoliopsida; Lamiales; Phrymaceae.
AUGAUUUUUGAAAACACAAGUACAAAGGCAGCCCAAGAAAUUGGUGGUUUGUGCAACGACGACCGAGAUUUGUCCAAAGGCGAAGUUAUGUUGCUUGGUGAUACUAUUGCACAUCCUGGAGAAGCAACGGGAGCAACGGGACAGGAUAAUAAUAUGAAUGCACAUUUAAAUAGUGAAGAUCAUGCCGAUGUAGGUAUUACAACAGAUGGUGCCGUGGAGAAUAGAACCGAAUCAACUCACAUUAAUAAGCGACAAAAAAAAUCACCUAUCUGGGCAGAUUUUACAAAGAUUAAGGAUGAUAAUGGUGUCACCAAGGUGUGUUGCAACCACUGUAAAAAGCUAUUUACAAGGAACAAGACUACAACAACUCAAUUCCACAGGCACUUGCAAUCAUGUCGUGUUUUUCAAAAAGAAAAGGCUGCACGAGAUAAGGGUAAAUUUUCACAAACACAAAUUGGUUUUCUUCCAACAACUGUAGAGCUAUCUUUUUUUCCAGCAUUACGUGAUGGGAAAUUUGAUAUGGAAAAAAUGAAAGAAGCGGUAGCUCAUUGGAUUGUGAUGCAUGAGCAUCCUUUCUCCAUUGUAGAAGAUGAAGGAUUUAAUUUGAUGCAGAGACUGGGAAUGCCUGAGUGGAGAUCAUUUACUAGAAUCACGGCAAAAAUUAUUUACGUGAAAGUGUACGACGUGGAGAAGCAGCAGCUGAAAGUUGUAUUGAAGAAUGUGAAUAAAAUUAGCCUUACUACAGACUGGUGGAAGUCGAAGAAUCAAAAAAUUGAGUACAUGGUCAUAACUGGUCAUUGGAUUGAUCAAAGCUGGAUUUUACAAAAACGUACGCUCAACUUUGUCCAUCUUCCACCCCCUCGUCGAGGUCUUGAUAUUGCAAAUGCUGUCUGGCGGUGCUUGGAAGAAUGGGGAAUCGAUUCUAAGGUUCACACUAUAUCUGUUGAUAAUGCUUCAGCGAAUGAUACUGCAAUUGACAACUUAAAGAUUUUUAUCGAAACACAAGAUGGUCUUUCUCAGAUUAAAGACAUCAUAGAAGUUGUCCGUGAUAGUGUCGAGUACAUUCGACGAUCAGAUGCAAGAUUGAAGAUAUUCUCGGAGAUUGUGAAGCAAUUAAACUUGCGAGAUAGAAAGUUGGUAGAUGAUUGUCGGACAAGAUGGAACUCUACAUAUGAGAUGUUAGCAACUGCUAUCAAAUUUAAAGACGUGUUUCCACGGUUUGCAGAUCGAGAGCCUCAUUUUGAAAAAUGCCCAACUAAUGAAGAUUGGAAAAAAGUUGAGAAAGUGUGCUCGGUAUUGAAGGUGUUCUGGACAGCUACACAUAUCAUUUCUGAAAGUGAUUAUCCAACCUCAAACUUAUUUCUUAAUGAAGUAAGUAGAGUGAAGGUAAUGUUGGAUCAAAAGUCAUCAGAUACUGAUUCUUUCAUCCAGGAAAUGGUCAAGAAAAUGAAAAUCAAGUUUGAUAAGUAUUGGGGGGAGUCUGAUUUACUUAUGUCUGUAGCAACUGUGUUGGAUCCUAGAUGUAAGAUGAGGGCACUUCAAUUUCGUUUUCCCAAGAUUUAUGGGCCAAUACAAGGCGAGAGAGAAAUUAUACGUGUUCGACAAACUCUAUAUCAACUUUAUGCCGAGUAUUCGGCGCAACAAAAUAGUGAAGAGUCGAGCGGGGAGAUAGGAAGCGGAAGUUCUCAAAAUCAGCAGGGUAAAAGCUCUGAAUCUUUAUGUGGUUGGUCCGAGUAUGUUGAUUAUUUGAAGUCCGUGGAAUCAGCUCAACCAAAAAAAUCCGAGCUUGAUAUGUAUCUUCAAGAAAAAUGUUAUAUGUCCAAUAAAGAAGAUGGACGAGAAUUUGAUGUUUUGGAGUGGUGGAGAGUUCAUGCCAUGAAAUACAACAUAUUAUCAGUAAUGGCAAGAGACAUUUUAGCCAUUCCGAUCACCACAGUUGCUUCAAAGGCUUCGUUUAGCGCUGGAAGUAGAGUAAUCGACAAAUAUCGUGCCUCAUUGGCUCCGGAUACAGUGCAAGUUUUGAUGUGUGGAGGAGAUUGGUUGAGAAAAAAAUUUGGGGUAAAAAAGAAGUCCAAGAAUGAGAAGAAAGCAAUACAAGUCUUUCUUCCGGUUGAUGAUGAAGUUAUCAUGAUUAACGUGGAUUAUGUGUUGCGUUAG